Folsomia candida is the source of this 2496-nucleotide messenger RNA. RefSeq lists its product as uncharacterized. The record is from RefSeq and is a predicted model, not a curated record. The coding region runs from base 348 to 1532 and encodes 394 amino acids. The transcript has 4 exons. Lineage: Eukaryota; Metazoa; Arthropoda; Collembola; Entomobryomorpha; Isotomidae.
CCUUCGUCUCCUCUUAGUUGAGAAAACCCUGUCGAGGUGACCAUAGCGGAAACGGUUCGCUCUGUGCUUUCGUGGUGCCGUGCUAGCCUGGCUUGGAAAACAAAAAUUGAUAACUAACUUUGUUCCCCAGUGUUGAGUGUCAAAAUUUGGUGUGAAGAGUGUCAGAGAAUCAAAAUCGGAUAAUUUGACACAGUUUUUGUUGAGGCAAUGCAGUUUUAAAAAAAACGUGACGGGAACAAGACGAAGUGCGCACAAGUGGGAUAAUAUGUAGAGGAGUGUCUCUUGCUUGGCACACACAAAUCAAUUUUCGUAGUGAUCCCCCAAGAGCAGCCAACCCUCGCCACAAGAUGCGGUUUCCUGCCCUACACAUAGGCUUCCUCGUAGUCAUUAGUUGCUUAACCUCACACGCCAUCCCGGUCUCUUUCGACACGGAGAGCGCGGAUGACGGGAGUGACCUUUUAUCUCAGUCCGAGUCCGACUUUGGGACAAGACUUCGUCGCGGAGCGGAAGACGCUGUCGCAGUCAAAUCUACAAGCGAAAAGUCAUCCAGCAAAAAUACCGCUCAAGACAGACAGGACGAUAUCGUAGACGUCUUGCGAGCUUUGAAUCUCCCAGAUGACUUUGCCGACGCGUCAUCCUCCAAAUCCAAUGAAGUCUCGGCGCCCACUUCCGCCUCGUCGAAAACGAGAUCCGCCACCAACCCCACGUCCCCAACACUUUUGGCGGCUGCGUCGUCUGCGUCUUCCGUCACGUCGGAGGGUCAGGCUCGAGUGGCACGACAAUAUUUUAUGACGGGAAAUGCAAUGCUGGACAAGAUCAUGAACUGUCCAUGUCAGAAGGAUCAGCUCGAAUCGGUGGGGGUGAAAGGAGUCGCGUGGAGUAAUCAGCCAGACCCUGCCAUUUAUCGAGAUCCACCAUACGGUCCGGACGCCCUUGGACCUGGAGACGUUAUCGCGACCAAUCUAAAGUCUGUGGGAGGAACGACGGGGAACGUUUUUGGACAGUUGAUCCGUCUCAUUUUGGGUCUGCCAAAUUUAGCCUUGUCGCUUCUGAAGCCUUUAGUCGUAGGGGCGGCGGAUACCUUGGCGCAGACGACGGACGCCGCAGCAGGAGUUACGCAACAAGCAGCAAAGAGCGUCCCAGUUGCCGUCCGAUCGGGUGCUCUCGUACUGAAAAAACUUCUCGAAACUGUCGGCGACGUGACUGGAGGAUUGCUUCACGUCCUCUCCAACCUUGUGGCUUCUCUCGCCGCGGCGAAAACCAGUCUCUCGGGAACGUUACCGUUCGCAUUCGACAUUCUGGGCGACGUUAGCGGGCGUGUGUCGCAAACGGUCGGAACAGCCGUGGACUGGGUGGCCGGAACGAAGGAGAUCUUGGCCUCGGGUGUCGUUCAAGCUGCCAAAACGAAGGGAAAUCUCUUCUCCGGCCUCGUCGAGGGGACCAAAGGGUUUGGAACCGGACUUCUCGAAGGGAUCAAAUACGGCGUCAAUGAUGAAACACCUCCAGCUCAAGAACAUGGUUGGAAACGUUAAGUUUUCAUUAACCCUUAAUUUUCAUUCUGACUUCUUCACCUUUUUUCUCCUCAUCGUCGUCGUCCCUACUUUGUGGUCAAAACACGUCAGCAAAGAACGUAUAAUAUAGAUUGUUUGUUUGGGCGUGAUGGAAUGAAUAUCGUAUGUAUGGCAGGUUACAUAUGCAGAUUUUACAGCAGUUUGGAUUUGAUAAGACUACUCCUUUCAUCCAACACUGUGAUGUUGUCUCAUGUUAUCCAUUUCUCCGGAUUUUAGCAGAGAAUAUAUUUUAUAUAAUGAGAAAAUUUAUUUUCCUAUGGUCAAGUCUGGUUUUUUAUAUACAUACAUUUAAAUACUACUCAUUUACCCAUCAUCAUCACCUUAUUGUUUAUUUUUGAAAGUUUAUACAGUGUUAAUUAGAUUUAUUAAAGAUAUACGUACGUACAUAUCCAAAUAAAUAGUUGUGUAGGGAGGAGAAGAAACUAAUCAAGUAGUUAAACAUAAAGAUAAAUACGUCAUACAUAAUUGGGAGCAGCUCGUUUCUAGUUGUUCUUAAAUUUUCAAUGUAGAAAUAAGAAAAAAAUAAAAUGAAAAACCAUUAAAAAAUGAUGACCAACCGACAAAACGGGAAAAUGAGAUUUGUAUUUGUUGUUAAUAUAAAUAUUUGUUUGCUCCAAUAAUUAAUAAGAUUUGUUUUAAUUACUCAUGCAUAAUUAAUAAUUAUUAUUAUUAAUUUACACGUUUGUCCUGGUGUGUGAUACAUAUUAAAUUAGUGAUUGGAUCGAUAGAUUGGAGGUGGAGGUGGACAAAAUCGUAAAGAAAAUGUUGUGCAAAUAUUGUCACUGCAACAUUUCUUACGAGCUGAAUCAUGAUUUAAUCAAGCUGCAAGCAACCUGCACUUGUGAAAGUUUAUAUUUGUGUAUAUUUUACGAGUGGAGAAGACGUCGUGCAAUACUGAAUCAGAGAUUAAAGAUUUUUACAAGUC